CGUUGACUGUUGUGGUAGAAAUUAGCCUUGCAGUCGGGCCAGCUGUCUGUGACACUGUUGGUCUUCAUCAGUGUGAAUAAAGUCCGGACGCGAGCGGGUCACAGCUGCACGAGAGGCUCGUCUCUACAGGACGAACAGUGUUUGGAUCAGGUGUCCAGGUGUCCAGGUGACUCCAGAGGACAGUAUGAGCUCUAAAGGAGGCGGCACCGCUCUGACUCGCCGCAACUACAGACUGGCCUCAGACACAGAUAAACCCAGAAGUACAGGUAUCGUGAAUGAGAAGUUGCUGAGUGACUACCUCCAUCAUGUGUUUCCAUCCACCAAACAGGGACCUGCUGUGGCCUCCCUCAGGAAGCCUCUCGGUUUCCAGGAUCUCAGUGCUCACCUGGAGAGAUUGUUGUCUGAGGGAGAACCCACUGAGGACAGCAGAGAUCAGCCUGUUGAAGGGCGUCUGGGCCCUCAGCCCGUCGUCCUGGAUCACACCAGCGGCUUCGAGGGACUUCUGUUUGUAGAUGACGACCUGCUGGGGGUCAUCGGCCACAGCAACUUCAGCUCCAUCAGAGCCACCACAUGUGUUUAUAAAGGGAAAUGGGCCUACGAGGUGCUGAUCUCCUCCCAGGGUCUGAUGCAGAUCGGCUGGUGUACACUCAACUGUCGCUUCAACCAGGAGGAGGGUGUUGGCGACACUCCAGACUCGUACGCUUACGAUGGAAACAGAGUGAGGAAGUGGAACGUGACGACCACCAACUAUGGAAAGUCGUGGGCGGCCGGAGACAUCGUCAGCUGUCUGAUAGACCUGGACGAGGGAACCAUCACGUUCUAUCUGAAUGGUCAGUCUCUGGGUACAGCGUUCACCAACAUUAAGAUGGGACCGGGCGUGGCUUACUUCCCUGCCAUCAGCCUCUCCUUUAAAGAGUCGGUGGCUUUUAACUUCGGCAGCAGACCCCUCAGGUACCCUGUGGACGGCUACCUGCCCCUCCAGAACCCCCCGACUGCAGACCUGCUGAAGGCUCACAAGCUGCUGGGCUACAUGAAGAACGUCCUCUCCACCACCAUCGACACACAGGAGGAGAGGCUGGUGGAGAAGGACUAUGCAGUGUGGAGGCUUCAUGGAGAACCUACAGUCCUCAUCACUCUGGCUCACAUCUUCAACCACUUCGCUCCUCUCAUGUGUAAAGUGUACCUGGUGGAGGACGUGCUGAUGGACUUCCUGUUGGGGAUUCUGGAGGGAGGAGGUUCGGUAGAUGAACACCCGCUCAUACAGCAGCUCCUGGAUCUGUUCUGGCUGCUGAUGGAGGACUAUGAAGUGAACGAGUGUCUGAAGCAGCUGAUGAUGUCCCUGCUGAGGGCCUACCGCUUCUCCCCCAUCAUCCCCGACCUUGGUUUCCAGAUCCACUACCUGCGUCUGACCACGGCCAUCCUGCACCACGAGAAGUCCAGGAAGUACCUGCUCAACAACGUCCUGUUUGAUGUUCUGCGCUCAGUCGUGUUUUUUUACAUCAAGACUCCUCUGAGGGUGAAGGAGGCGGGGCUGGAGGAGCUCAUUCCCACCACCUGGUGGCCCACGCACUUCGACAAGGAGGGAAAAGACGAGCGGGAGCCCAAAGACGAGAGCGCAGAUGAGCGACUGAGACGGAGAGCGUACGAGAGAGGCUGUCAGAGACUGAAGAAGAGGAUCGAAGUGGUUGAAGAGUUGCAGGUUCAGAUCCUGAAGCUGCUGCUCAACAACAAAGACAAAACAACAGGAGAAGCCUCUCGAUACAUUUUCCUCAAUAAGUUCAGGAAGUUCCUCCAGGAAAAUGCCAGCAACAGAGGGCACCCCACAGCUCUGUGUCCUCCAGAGUACAUGGUGUGUUUCCUCCACCGCCUCAUCACAGCCGUGAGAGCGAGCUGGGACGAAGGCAGCAGGAAGAGUCUGAGCAGCAUCAGCAGUGAAGAGGCCUACGUCCCCCCCCAGCUCUUCUACAACGGCAAGGUGGACUACUUUGACCUGCAGAGACUGGGGGGGCUCCUGUCCCACCUGAAGAAAACACUCAAAGAUGACUUGGCCAGUAAAGCCAACAUCAUCAUCGACCCUGCGGAGAUCCAGGCCACGUCUAUGGACGACCUGGACGAGGACGAGGAGAGCGGAGCAGCUCAGAGGCCGUUUGGUGCGGCGGCGAUGGGCGGAGCUCUGGCGAGGCCCAGCUGGUUGAGUUCUCCCACCCUGGGUCGAGCCAAUCGCUUCCUGAGCACGGCCGCCGUCAGUCUGAUGACCCCCAGACGACCCCUCACACAGCCGGAGAAGGUGAAGGUUCGCACGCUCGCCGUGGAACAGAGGACUGAAGAGGACAUCGAGGGAAGCCAUGGUAACGACGGCCUGUUGCUGGGACGACCGCUAGAGGAGCCCGAUCAGCCAAUCACAGACAAGUCCCUGCUGGAGAUAGUUGACGGGAUCGUGAUGAUGUACAACCUGAGUGUCCACCAGCAGCUGGGGAAGAUGGUGGUGGUUUCAGAUGACGUCCAUGAAUACGCUGUCGCUCUGAAGGACACGGAGGAGAAGAUCGCACGCUGCCCUGCCAGAAGACCAGACAUCCUGGACGAGCUCCAGAAGAGCCAGAAGGUUUUUGCAGAGAAGCUGAACCACCUCAGCAGGAGACUAGCCUGGAUCAACGCCACCAUCUACUCCAAGGAGAAGAUGCUGGACGUGUACUGGCUGCUGUGUGUUUGUAUUCGGACCAUCGAACAUGCAGACAACACCGGCUCUUUGUUCGCCUUUGCUCCAGAGUUCUACCUCAACGUGGCCAUGAAUGCGUACAGCGCUUUGAAGAACUACUUCAGCCCUGCAAACAGCAUGGAGGAGCUGCCAGGCUACGAGGACACCUUGACCCAGCUAGCUGCUAUCCUCGCCAAGCACUUUGCAGACCCUCGUAUAGUAGGAACAGAUAUCAAAGACUCUCUGAUGCAGGCCCUGGCCAGCUACGUCUGUUACCCACAAUCCCUCAGGGCAGUGGAGAGGAUCCCAGAGGAACAACGGGUGGCCAUGAUGAAGAACCUGCUGGCCCCGUAUGAGCAGAGACCCUGGGCUCAGACCAACUGGAUCCUGGUCCGACUGUGGAGGGGUUGCGGUUUUGGCUACAGAUACACUCGUCUUCCUCACCUGCUGAAAACCAAACCUGAGGACGCCAACCUGCCCAGUCUGCAGAAGCCGUGUCCGUCGUUGCUGCUGCAGAGACACAUGGCAGAGCUGCUGAGCAUGGACAAAGACAUGGCCGCCUCGUUCCUCAACAGCGUCCUGAACCAGCUCAACUGGGCCUUCUCCGAGUUCAUCGGCAUGAUCCAGGAGAUCCAGCAGGCUGCAGAGCGUCCAGAGAGGAACUUUGUGGACACUCGUCAGCUGAAGGUGUGUGCGACCUGCUUCGACCUGUCGGUCAGUCUGCUGCGGGUGCUGGAGAUGACCGUCACUCUGGUUCCCGAGAUCUUCCUGGACUGGUCCCGUCCGUCUGCAGAGCUUCUCCUCAGGAGACUCGCUCAGCUGUUGAACCAGGUGUUAAACAGAGUGACGGCUGAGAAGAACCUGUUUGAUCGAGUCGUCAACUUGAGACUGCCAGGUCUGGAGAGCGUGGACCACUACCCCAUCCUGGUGGCUGUUACAGGGAUCCUGGUUCGAAUCCUGGUGGAUGGCGACAGACAGGGGAUAUCUCGGGCUGCCUCCGUCCUGCUCUCUGACCCCUGUUUCCAGCUCCACUCCAUCCAGCACCUGUUGGGAGAGGGAGGAGACUCCUCCAGCUCCUCGGCAGCCGUCACCUCCACCGCCGCCCGUCCGGUCAUCGGGUCCUUGGGGUCGACCGUGGCCCCCGCCAUCCCUUCAGCCGCCGGGAACACUUCAGAGCGCAAGCACUUCUCCCUGCACGCAUACACAGACUACAUCAGCGAGGAGGAGAAGCAGAAGGUGGAGCUGAUGUUGGCCUUCCUCACAGAAGAAUCCAAACAGGCUGCAGCGAGCACAGCUCCGACCAGUGAGGAAGACCUCUGCCCCAUCUGCUACGCUCACUCCAUCUCCGCCAUCUUCAAGCCCUGCUCCCACAAGUCCUGCAAAGCCUGUAUCAACCAGCAUCUGAUGAACAACAAGGACUGUUUCUUCUGCAAAGCCACCAUCACUGGGGUCGAAGACUACAGCAAGCCGGCCUCGUCCUAACAAACACACGCACAGAUACACACCUCACACACACACACACACACACACACACACACACACACACACACAGGUUAGCUGUUCAGAUCAUAGCUGAGGUGUCAAACACUCAUCUGACGCUGCUCAAACAUCAGUCCACAUAUCAGUGAACCCAAAGAUUCUCACAGAGAUCUGUACUGUAGGUGUGUGUGUGUGUGUGUGUGUGUGUGUGUGUGUGUCUUUCUCUUUACAGACGAACUGAUGUGAGAUUUUUGAGCAAACGUUUGUUGAACUCUGUUUCUGGUUUGAAACUCUGGAGCUUGACUUUAUGGAGGAAACAGGUACCAGUUAGAGUAGAUGGUAGACGUGUGUGUGAGUGAAUAUGUUGUGUGUACAGUACAGUAAACGUGUGUGUGUGUGUGGACAGACGUCGGGUGAAUUCUUUUCACAUGGGAAGGUUUUGAUGUGUGACACAGACGCAGUUAGACUUAUAUUCAGGCUGACGUGUUGGUCACAGACACACACACUUAUUCACACACCUGGUCAACCUAAAGACAUCUGAAAAUAUUUCUAAAGCAGCGGUCCAGCCUGAGUUAGGACCAAUCAGAUCGUGCUCCCCCAAAAAGGUCGUCUAUGUUGUCCUUAUUAAAGCCACGCCCCUGCACCUGCUGCUGUGGACUGGAGACGUGCUGACUGACAUCUGCUGUAUGUAAUACUCUAUCUAUGGAUAAGUACCUCGUACAGCUCCAUUUAACAAAACGUAACUAUCCCUUUAAUGUAGAGUUACUGUGGUUAGCUUUAGGAAGAGAAACACGGUGACGUCGUACCUUAAAAUGCCUCAAAGUUGGCACAGUUCUGAACACCGCCUUGUGGGGAAAGUCCUGUGUUUUAUGACCCAUUCACCACCUAGACCUUCCUCCUGACUCGGCCACUCAGGAACGCUUCCUUCUGUUCUCCCAUCGCACGUUGGUCACGUGAUCACAGCCUCCAAAGAUGCGUGGGUUUGCACGGAUUGCUGGUUUAUCAUUACGUAGGAUACGUAUGAAUUUUGGUGAAUUACUUUGUGUAGGUAGACGCAGGAACAGAACAUGAGAGCAGCCUGUUGAACCCAAACUUUUCCUAAAUCUAAACAAAAUGUGACGUUAAAUCGUAGUUACUGAAUGUAACUCCAGUUCUGUGAAUACAAGCGCCUGGCGUCCAUACUCUCCAACAGUCAGAUGUUUUUUGGAAGUCAAACCACCAAUUAUGCCCCUCAGGUACGAGGACGUGUUGCCCCGCAAGAUCAUUGACGGGUUAAAAACAAAAGCUUCUUAAAUCUUCUUUUUUUUUGUUACAUAGGAAUAUCCUGCCCCGUUUUUAGGUCGAACUCUUGACACUGCGCGUCCACACUGAAGCUGAAACCUUCGCAGAGGAAUCAUUUCUACACAUUGUUUUAUUUUAAAUCACUGUUUCAGAUUAUUUCAGGUUGGUACAGAUUCAUAAAGUCCAACAUGUCAGAGACAUUUAAGGUACGUAUAUAAAGCAAAUAAGAGUCAUGGCAGGAUGGAGCCUAAAAUCCCAGCAUGCACUGGGAGAGAGAAAAUGGGAAACAGUUUGUUGCUCAGUUGCAGGUUUAAUGGCAGGCCGACACACCGAACAGCUGAUUGAACUCAGAGUUUGGCUGAAUUUUUGCAUUGAUUGGUUUUUGUUUCAUGUUGAGUUAAAGCGUCGUACGUUGAUGUGUCUGUUAUGCUGACAUAGAUACAGACAAUAGAUGACACAAGAGGGCGGAGUCAAACGAGGCGACAGUGGAGGAGGUUGUGAUGUUGUACCUUUAAACGUAUGCAGCGUUGUAGACGGCGAUGGUUUGUGAGGUCAUUAAAUACGUCCUGACAUGUGGACAGAAGAUCAUUUCGCUGUUUUACACAUUUGUUCCACCAUUAUUUAAAUGUCUUUGAUGUCUCCUUUGGUCGUAUCUCGCUUAAAUUACGCUACUCCGCCUCCACCAUCUCUGGCGGCUCUGUUCUGUUUCGUCCGUAUCUGUAAUCUUUCAGAAAACGUGCACAAAUAUGGAUGAAAUGAACGCCGAAGGCGCCGUCUGUCUCUGUAUCUAACGUUAAGCAUAAACGAGCCCGUAGAAGUCGUGACACCAGACGGGUCUUUGACAUUAAAACAGAAUCUCAGAGUAACGCUGCUUUUCUCUUUGUCAGUAUUUGAGGACCCAGUCGACUUGUUUGGGAAAACUUUAUUAGAAAUGUCUACGGUCUCAACCAAUCAGGGAUCUCGUGUUUACAUUCAGGGACAGAGUCAUAUGUUGAAGAGUGAGAACAUUUAGGAUGAAUUAAGACGUAAAGCUUCAUAAACGUUCAGAGAGAAGCUGCAGCUUGAACUACGACCUCACUUUGUCACGUCGGGUUUAAAACUGAGGACUUUUUACAGUUUAAGAUCCCAGGCUGAGUCUGAGGUCAUACUGCAGCGACCAGAGAGCACCACACGUCUGUGUUCUCUUAAAAAACAACAACAACAAAGAACUCAUGAUGUAGAGACACACACACAUAAAACAGAAGAGUCCUCGGCAAAGGACAGCAGCGCCCUUCAGCGUGAGAGCUAGCUGUCAUAUUAACACAACAAUUCACCUCUACCUGUCAGUGCAGGGACAACACACACACACACACACACACACACACACACACACACACUUACACAGGCUCUUACAGGGGAACAGGAUGGCAGGUGUGUACCAUACAUCAUCACACAGACAGGGAACAAAGGAAAACACAUACCUCACCUUCACACUGGGUGGAUUCAUGACGGGGCCGACAAGGUGCAGACACCGGGGCCCGAGGUCAGAGAGCCAAUGGCUUUAAAGAGACACAAAACAACCAUGAUGAGCGAACAUGUAGAGACUGUAAAGAACCCUCAAGAGACACCAAACUACUGUGAGGAGAAACAAAACAACUGUGAAGAGAUGCUGAACAACCACGGCCAUGAAGAGGAGCACAAUGACCAAAAUGAGACACUAAACAGUGGAACGACCACGAAGAGAAACAAAAAGAAACAAAACAACCACGAUGAGCGACCACGGAGAGACGCUGACCUCCAAGAGGCACAAAACAAAACCACUGGGAAGAGAAACAAAAUGGACACUGAAUGACCAGAAGGAGUCUGAGGGAGAUGACAAAGUUCGUUCCUAUGGAGGCGGGUUGGGGGGCCGUUUACAUGUCUGUGCCCAGGGGCCCGUGGUCUCAUAAUCCAGCUGUGACCCGACCUACAGGCAGACUCACUCACAUCAGAGUACUGUAACAGUAUCAGACACACAGUGUUGGUACCAUCAGCGGUGCAGGGAGCAGGUUUACAGCCAUCUGACUUAAAACAGACUUUACAGACUUUGACAGAGUCAGUUUUAAGAUAUCUUCAUGUACACACUCUGUGCAGUCACACACAGUCACACUUUGAAUAACACUUAUAAUCUGUCGUGUAGAUGAAGACAAACCUGAUUUAGGAGUGAAGACGUCAGUUUGUCUUUGACGGCCACUGGCUGGAGGUUUUUAAUAUUAACAUACUGAAACUGCUGUGAUGUAACUGUACUCCCAAACACCCUGCUGUCCAUCAUGUCCUCAAAGUAUUCACAGAGACUUGCAGUACAUUUCUAAACCUAAAAAGACAGUUCACGCUGAAGGAAACCCCCAGAAACUCAGCCGUUAGCUUCUGUCACUGAACUGAUUGUGAUCUUUAGGAAUGGUGACCUUUAUAAGCUUCAUUACAAUAAGCCCAUAUCAGAUUUAACCUCCACGACUGUCCUCUCAGUAACUAAAGUGUCAGUUUGUAAUAUUUGUGUCUGACAACAAACAGCUGGAUCCAUUGAUCCUCCUGUACGUGUCGUGCAUGUUUAAAGCCUUCUGAUUGUGGUUUUUAUCUUUCUUUAAAAGCAGUUUGAAGCAUCACUCGGAUGUUAAAGAGGAAACUGGAUAUUAAAGUAACAAACUGACAUUGUGAUAAUUUAGGCUGCUGUCAGCCCUAGAGUGGUCUCCUCUGGUCUGAAUCAGGGACUCAUGUUGUUCCAAAGUUGUAUAAUUGCCUAGAGUUGGUUGGUGUUCUCACGGCAGCAUUUACAAGAGGACCAGAUCAAAUGCCUUGUGUGAGAAAGCUGCUCUUGAUUGGUCAGAAUUUCCAUGUGGGAAAAAUCCAGGAAGUAAAGCAAACGUUGAAGAACAGUACACUUGCAAGAUAAAUGUGACACUUUCUAAUGUCACAAUGGAGGGACAACUACGCAGGUUGAUUUUAGCGCUGCUCAUCGUGGACUAUAUUGCUGUCAUUGUUCAUUUUAGUCAAAGCAUACAGUUUGAAAACGAGGCAAACGCGGCUCCAACUAGAAAACAAUGUUUUGAUGCAUUGGAUGUGCUGAAUGUGCAUAUUAAGGCAGUACAGGAGGAGGUGCACAUUAAUAAUCCUCCAGGACUGUAACAUGCUCAUGUUUAACCCAAACAAUGUGUCAUGUGACUGCAGUUGCUUCACAUCCAGGUCGCAACACCUUCUCACCACAAACCAACCGCACCAGAGUUCCUUUGGAACCGGACUGAGACCACCUCUGAAAUUAAAAAAGGAAAAUGAAAUCAUAUAAAAGAAAAUGAUGAGAAAUUAGUGUUGUUUUCCAUUUUAAAAUGUUUAAACCAGUUAUUAUCCAGUUUCCUUUUUAAUCAGGAGGUUUUUAAUUAAUUAUUAUUAUUUUAUUUUUUUUAAAGAUAUAUUUUUGGGGGCAUUUUUGCCUUUAAUUGAUAGGACACUGAAGCAUCGGGGGUGGAGUUGAGCCCUGGCCUCUGCGGCAACAGCCCUGUACAUGGGGCGCCUGCUCUAUCCACUAAUCCACCAACACCCCUAUUUUAUUUUAAUUGUGGGUAGAAUGAUUAAUAUACUCAAUACUCAAACAUUGAAAGUGAAAAGUAAACUGAAAAGACUUACUGAAAUAAUAAACUAAACUGAAGCUCCUUGAUGUUGCAGCUGGUAAAGUGUCAGUGUCACUUUUCAAACAGCUUUCAGUUUCACUUCUUCAUAAAACAGAUUGUGUUGGUUUUUAAUGUUUCAUCUCUGGAGUUUUUUAAAUGUUAACUGCAGUUUGUUUCAUUUGCUUUGUAAGUUUCCGUGAUCCAAAACCAUGAUAAUAAUCUGAAGCCUAGCAGAGUGAACUUUGAGUGAGAUUUUGUUCCUGUUUAUCUGGUGUUACUCUGACAAAUGAAUGAUUCACCAAAUAUAUAUAUAUAAAAAAAAAACAUAAAGUGAUGUAAGCCCAAAGUUUGGAUCUGACUGGGAAUGUUGAUGGACAUGUGCUCAUUAUGUUUCACAUACUGGGUCUUCACUGAUAUCUGUGUGUGUGUGUGUGUGUGUGUGUGUGUGUGUGUUAACUAUAUGAACUGACAGCGGUACUAGUAUUUGAAGCAUGCAUUAGAGUGAGCAGAGUGUGUAUUGCAGUGGUUUACUGAGAGCUUCAGUGGUGCUGGUGGAGGGAUUUAGAGGCUGCACUGAGCAAUAUUACACCAACAUUUAUUUGUUUCCUGUUUACCCAUUUGUCUUUUUUGGACAAAGAAGGAGGAAAGAGAAGAUGGGGAUGGACAGGCUUAUUGUUUUCUGUUUCUCCUUUGUGGGUGAGAGUGCACAUACUGUUGAAAAUGUAACUGCAUUAAAUUAUUUAUCCCAAAAUUACAAACUA
Messenger RNA from Epinephelus fuscoguttatus (brown-marbled grouper), 9836 nucleotides. Its product is annotated as E3 ubiquitin-protein ligase RNF123. Bases 185 to 4177 code for a protein of 1330 amino acids. NCBI's taxonomy places the organism in Eukaryota, Metazoa, Chordata, Actinopteri, Perciformes, Serranidae. The transcript has 40 exons. Gene Ontology annotation, cellular component: cytoplasm. Gene Ontology annotation, molecular function: ubiquitin-protein transferase activity; protein binding. The record is from RefSeq and is a predicted model, not a curated record.